Messenger RNA from Cyclopterus lumpus (lumpfish), 2174 nucleotides. RefSeq names its product translocation associated membrane protein 2 (gene tram2). Gene Ontology annotation, cellular component: endoplasmic reticulum membrane. The coding region runs from base 434 to 1465 and encodes 343 amino acids. The record is from RefSeq and is a predicted model, not a curated record. The transcript has 11 exons. NCBI's taxonomy places the organism in Eukaryota, Metazoa, Chordata, Actinopteri, Perciformes, Cyclopteridae. Gene Ontology annotation, biological process: SRP-dependent cotranslational protein targeting to membrane, translocation; protein insertion into ER membrane.
GACAGUGAUAGUUAACUGCCACGUCUCAAUCUUUGAGCGGUUGCUGCUGGCUCUCCGUGGGCUCAGCCGUCCUCAGGACUGCUUUGACCCGACUUUGUCAACGUUGCUUUGACCUGACUUUCCUAACGGGGUCUCUCAAAAGCUAAUGGCUAUCAAACAGGCUUGCCGCUUGAGCUUCUUUUUUUGCAUAGCUAAAUUUCAAUCCGGAAGCCUGGUUGAGAUCACACAACUCGGCAGGGGAUUUCCUUUUUUUUCGUUUAGGAAAAAAGAGAACAACCAUGCUACACAGCUGGUCUUGAAUUUGACAGUCUGACGUUGACAGAUCUCCUGGAGCCUCGGCUAGCAAGGAAUGACUGGUGACUGAAGUGUUGCACCGAGGCUCCCAAACAGCGGGGUCCCUUCUGGGCUCAGUCAGGAGGACUCGUUAAUAACUAUGCACCCAGUCCUGUGGAGCAAAGAGGGAUGCUUUAGAAAUGCAACAGCCAAGACGGCCAUACUCUUCAUUCAGCCUCAGUACAAUGUCACCACACUCUCACCAGAGGGCGAGGUGACGUUCUACCACAACGGAUGGAAGGACUCUGCCACCAUCCUCUUUUAUUUCUUCAUCACCAUCAUCCUCCAUGCAGUCGUGCAGGAGUAUCUUCUGGAUAAAGUGAACCGGCGGCUCCACCUCUCCAAGAGCAAGAACAACAAGUUUAAUGAGUCGGGUCAGCUGUGUGUGUUCCACCUGGUGUCGAGUGUGUGGAGCCUUUACAUCCUCAUAACAGAAGGAUAUCUCUUUCAUCUCAGCAGUCUUUGGGAGAACUAUCCCCAUGUACACCUGAGGUUUCAGGUGAAGUUUUUCUACCUCACUCAGCUGGCCUACUGGCUCCAUGCCUUGCCUGAGCUCUACUUCCAGAAAGUACGCAAGGAGGAGAUUUCUCGCCAGCUCCAGUACAUCUGCCUGUACCUGCUGCACAUCGCUGCAGCCUAUUUCUUAAAUUUAAGUCGUGUGGGUGUGGUGCUCCUCUUCCUGCAGUACGUCUCAGAGCUGGGCUUCCACAUCGCCAGACUCUUCUACUUCACUGAUGAGAACCAUCAGAAAAUGUUUGACUUAUGGGCAAUGGGCUUUGUGUUUACCCGGAUGGUCACGUUGACCCUGAUGUUCCUGGCUGUUGGGUUUGGUCUGGCUCGUAGUGAGAACCAGGGGCUGGACUGGGAGAUGGGCAACUUCAACACUGUACUGAUAAGGAUGACCGUUCUACUGCUGGUUUGUUUGACCCAAUCUUGGCUACUCUGGAAGUUUAUCCGCUUCCAGCUGAGACGCUGGCGGGAGUUUAGACACGAACAGGCUGUCCGCAAGAAGGCCGCCGCAAAACAACCCCUACGGCCAAUGAAAAGAGACUCGCUUGGUCACCAUGAAAAUGGAGUUCUUAAAGCUGAGAAUGGAGCCUCUCCUCGGACCAAAAAACUCAAAUCCCCAUAAGAUCGCACAUGUACUGGCCUGAACAGUGACCGUAGCCCUGGCCAAGGUUUCUCAUCACCACAAGCCGGCGGCCACUGGCCACCAAACCUCUUGCUGAGUGUGUCCUGAGAUGUACCAGGGACUCAGUCGCUACAGACUUAGGCUUCAAUGCUGGAAAAUGAAAUCAAAGGAAACCCCUUGAGUCCAACAGACAUUUACUAUUUUCAUCUUAUCAGUAUUUUUUAUAAACCCACGCACCUGCUAUCCCACGGAAAAGGAGCACCAUAGUAUGCAGAAUGAUUCAAAUGUAAAGUGAACACCGUAUGCGGCACACACGUUUUGCUGGCUGUGUGUCAAUGUUGAAUGUGUUGAUGCAUAAGUACUGUAUAGUGUUGUCUGGUGUCACGGCUGUUUUCAGCUCUCAUUGAAUUGGCUUUGCUUGUUUUCUAGUCUGUCCUAUUGGAGCAGGACAAUGUUACUGGUAUGGUGUGAUGUAGGCGUACUGUAUGCUGGCCUUAACGUUAUCCCUUCACCAUGUCUGGAAAGGGAUUUUGGCCAACCAAUGGUCACCUGGGCUCCUCCCAAUGAAUAAUGUCUGUUUAAAAUCCUAAAUUAAUCACAGGUCACUUAACAGAUAAGCGUCAAGUACGUAUGAUAUUACCGUCGGAUAUUACCGCAUGCCAUUAAAUUUUUUUGUUUAUUACUUUAUUAAAUAAUGCAUUUUUCUGAA